This is a messenger RNA of Filobasidium floriforme, 1518 nucleotides long. Its product is annotated as glycosyl transferase family 90-domain-containing protein. Lineage: Eukaryota; Fungi; Basidiomycota; Tremellomycetes; Filobasidiales; Filobasidiaceae. The transcript has 9 exons. Bases 55 to 1377 code for a protein of 440 amino acids. The record is from RefSeq and is a predicted model, not a curated record.
CGCAUCUUGUGAACUUGUAACAUCACCCAGGUUCCACCUUGCAUACCCUGUCCGAUGCCGGACAUACAGAACCCAUUUAGUGCCGGGUUCACUCGCCGUCAUGCCAUCGUCACCGCGGCUGGGCUCUUCACCUUGAUCGCGCUCAUCACCUUUCUAAGAGGAGUCCCUUCAUCCACGUCCAUCUCAAGGUCGAGUUCGAGGUACCCUGCGGGAUGGCAAGACCGAGACCCGCCGCCUCUGGGGGAACUGGACUCGUUCGCGGACAACUUGCACUUGACGCAGAGUCAGUGUCAGGUCUUGUUCCCCCGGCUUUAUCAAGAGGCGGACCGGGCGGCCGAGUGGACGUUAAGUAGGGGAGGGGUGACGCUGAAAGACCUGGAUGCGGCGGAGGAGAAAGGGUCUGCGAGGUUGUUGAUCUGGAGGAACAAGCUCUACGUAAGGAGAUGGCGAGGCGGUAUCAACACCCGCGCUCAGGCCAGUCUUGCGGCGAUUCACGAUAUGGUGAUCAGCUCGACCGAGCCGUUACCUGAUGUCGAGUUCGUCAUACAGAGCGGAGAUAAUGGGGAUGGGGACGAGCCUGUCUUUGCGUUGAGUCGGAAGCCGGAGCAAGAGAGCCUCUGGUUGAUGCCAGACUUUGGGUUCUACUCUUGGCCCGAACCGCUAGGAUCCGAUGCGUCUGCCUAUACAGAAAUCAGACAGGCAGCUCUGGAUAGGGAAUGGGGCUUGGCAGGGAAGGCUGGCGAGGAUUCGUUGAGGAGUGUGAAUGUUACUGGGAAUCAACCCCCGAGUUGGGGUGCGAAGAUACCCAAGUUGCUCUGGAGGGGUGUACCGAUGGUAGACGUUCGACAGCAACUCUUGCGAGCAAGUCGUGAUCAACCUUGGUCCGACGUCGGUGAAAUCGAUUGGGGCAAGGUCAAGGAGACCGGGUUCUUGAGCCCAGCAGAGCAUUGCGAUUAUCGGUUCCUCGCCCAGGUCGAAGGCUGGGGAUAUUCGGGUCGAUUAAAGUACCUGCAGAUGUGUCGGUCGGUGAUCGUCUCCCACCCUCUGCGGUAUAUUCAACACUUCCAUCAUCUCUUCAAUACAAACGAUCGGUCCCCACAGCAGAACAUGGUCGAGGUGCCUACGCCGCUAGAGGAGAAUUUGCCUGCGGUCAUGCAGGCUUUGAUAGCCGACGACGAACGGGCAGAGAGGAUCGCCUCGAAUUCGUGGUCGUACCUGCGACAGCGAUACUUGACGCCAGCUGCCAACAACUGUUAUUUCAGAUAUGCCAUCCGAGCUUACGCUUCUGUACAGGCUUUUCAACCGGAACGCGGGGAUAGAGGUGUAGCUUAUGAAUCGUGGUUGUUGACGGGGAGGACCGAAUGGGAGCAACAUUGAUCAGGAAGGGCCCAUGUAUUAUCAAUCCGAUGUAUUGCCCGUAUGCCUUGGUCAGAUCUCGCUGGUGUUUCAGUGGCAUACUUCCGUGAUUAGUGAGCGCGGUGACAGUCGCGGACGGUGGGUUUGGCGAGAUGUCCCGCG